This is a messenger RNA of Jaculus jaculus (lesser Egyptian jerboa), 2141 nucleotides long. It is a transcript of the gene Ttc39c, whose product is annotated as tetratricopeptide repeat domain 39C. Gene Ontology annotation, biological process: cilium assembly; otolith morphogenesis. NCBI's taxonomy places the organism in Eukaryota, Metazoa, Chordata, Mammalia, Rodentia, Dipodidae. The transcript is spliced from 14 exons. The record is from RefSeq and is a predicted model, not a curated record. Gene Ontology annotation, molecular function: protein binding. Bases 1 to 1746 code for a protein of 581 amino acids.
AUGGCCGGCUCGGAGCAGCAGCGGCCGCGGCGGCGGGACGACAGCGACUCGGAUGCUGCGGCGGCGUCCCUGCAGGACGCGGAGCUGGCCCUGGCCGGCAUCAACAUGCUGCUCAACAAUGGCUUUAGGGAGUCCGACCAGCUCUUCAAGCAGUACAGGAAUCAUAGUCCAUUAAUGAGCUUCGGAGCCAGCUUUGUCAGUUUUUUGAAUGCCAUGAUGACAUUUGAGGAAGAGAAAAUGCAGCUGGCUUGUGAUGACUUAAAGACCACAGAAAAGCUGUGUGAAAGUGAAGAAGCUGGAGUCAUUGAAACCAUCAAGAAUAAAAUCAAGAAAAAUGUUGAUGCCCGAAAAUCCACUCUCUCUAUGGUCGACCGGCUUCAGAGGCAGAUAAUCAUAGCCGACUGUCAGGUUUACCUGGCCGUACUUUCAUUUGUGAAACAAGAAUUGUCAGCAUACAUAAAAGGUGGGUGGAUCCUUAGGAAAGCCUGGAAGAUUUACAACAAGUGCUAUGUGGACAUCAACGCCAUGCAGGAGCUCUACCAGAAGAGGCUAACCACCGAAGAGCCCUUGACUUCGGACACUGCAAAUGAUAACCACAUUGUGGCUGAAGGGGUGACUGAGGAGUCCCUAAAUAGACUGAAAGGUGCUGUUAGCUUUGGAUAUGGCCUUUUUCACCUUUGCAUAUCCAUGGUGCCCCCAAACCUGCUCAAAAUCAUCAACUUGCUGGGGUUUCCUGGAGACCGUCUACAGGGCCUUUCUUCACUGACGUAUGCAAGCGAAAGUAAGGACAUGAAGGCCCCUUUAGCUACAUUGGCUCUCCUCUGGUACCACACGGUGGUCCGCCCGUUCUUUGCCUUGGAUGGCUUUGACAGCAGAGCAGGCCUGGAUGAAGCCAAGGAAAUUCUCCUGAAAAAAGAAGCCACUUACCCAAACUCUUCUCUGUUCAUGUUUUUCAAGGGGCGGAUCCAGCGCUUAGAGUGUCAAAUCAACAGUGCCUUGACUUCUUUCCACACUGCUUUGGAACUUGCAGUUGAUCAGAGAGAAAUUCAGCACGUCUGUCUGUAUGAAAUUGGUUGGUGCAGCAUGAUUGAACUCAACUUCAAGGACGCGUUCGACUCCUUCGAGAGGCUGAAGAAUGAAUCCAGGUGGUCGCAGUGCUAUUACGCAUAUUUGACUGCGGUUUGUCAGGGAGCCACUGGUGACGUGGAUGGGGCACAGGUCGUCUUCAAAGAAGUCCAGAAACUCUUCAAAAGGAAAAAUAAUCAGAUUGAACAGUUCUCAGUGAAAAAGGCGGAGAGGUUCCGGAAACAAACCCCAACCAAAGCGCUGUGUGUGCUGGCGUCCAUCGAGGUGCUGUACUUGUGGAAAGCCUUACCCAACUGCUCCUCUCCCAACCUGCAAAGGAUGAGCCAAGCUUGUCAUGAAGUGGAUGACACAUCUGUUGUUGGAUUAAAGCAUUUGCUUCUUGGUGCCAUACACAAAUGUCUCGGGAACUCAGAAGAUGCCGUUCAGUUCUUCCAGCGAGCUGCUAAAGAUGAAUUGUGUCGUCAGAAUAACCUCUAUGUUCAGCCAUAUGCAUGCUAUGAGCUCGGCUGUCUUCUAUUAGACAAACCAGAGACUGUAGGAAGAGGCCGGUCUCUACUUCUUCAAGCAAAGGAGGACUUCUCCGGCUAUGACUUUGAGAACAGAUUACACGUCCGCAUCCAUGCUGCACUGGCCUCCCUGAGAGAACUGGUUUCCCAGUGAUGGACCCGGAGUGGCUGCUCUGUCCCUCUCCACCCAGGGGCUGCACUUUAAAAGCAGAGGACACAGCUCUCAUUGAAGAAAAUCCACCUGUGCCAGGGACAACGCUUUUCCAGUGAAGCUCACGAGAAAGAUCUCGUUGAAGACAUGUGCGACAGAGUACCAGUAGCCGACCACCUGGGAGAGGGUUAAGUGACCUUGUUCAAACAUUUUAGUUUUGUGAUUAUUUAAAAAAAAUAAUAAAAAUAAAACGCAACUCAGUGUUCACCCCGUGAUCUUGUAGGAACGCCUACCUUCAGCACAGAUCUCAAUGGAUAGCCUGUAUACUCAUCCACAGUACCAUGACACAGCAUUUAUAUUAUGUUUGGAACAAAAUAAAAGUGCUUUCUGGUGUUUGA